CCCAGUGACAGUGUGAAGAUGAUGCCUGGCGGUACCAGCAUGGCGAUGUCGGGGGUCAAGGCCGGGAGGUGGCAGGCGGUCCAGAACCACAUGCAGGCGGGAGGACUCAGACCCACCAACUUUGGAGACUCAGUAGGUGCUCUGUCCUCUGCCUCCACCCUGGAUCCUCUCCCCUCAGCUGGGCCGCUGGCCCGGCCACGCACCCUGCUACGUCAGCAGAGUCUCCAGCAGCCAUUCAUCCACCCACCUGCCCCAAGCCUCACCCAGCUCCCACCCACCUCCUCACAGAGCCUGGGAGAGCUAUACCAGGUAACCCCGCCGGGGCACGGCCAUCCUGGGGGAGGCGGGGGCAGUGAAGGAGGUGGGGUAGGAGGUGGGGUAGGAGUUGGGGGCACUCGAGGAGGUCCCAGGAGGGUGCGAGGGAGCCCUGCAGGGGCAGGCACUUCACAAUACAGAGGAGGAGGAGGAGGAGGAGGAAGAGGAGGAGGAGGAGGAGGAAAUCCUGGCUCCUGGGAUCACAUGAUGGGCCAGUUGAAAAACAGAGGCCUGGAUGCCAAGUCCUUCCUCGAAGGGAAGAUGGUGGUUCUUUCUUUGGCUAUUGGUUUGGCAGAGCAAGAUGACUUUGCCAAUAUCCCUGAUCCAAUCACCUCCAUGCAGGAAGCUCCAACAGCCAAUCAGGAAGCACUUCCUCAUCCAGACAAGAGGGGCGUGUCCAACAAGCCAGGCAACAGUCCCAAGGGCCACCCCCCCGACGGACACUCCUCAGUCACCGAUCUGGCCAACUCUCUCACCGGAGACAUGGUCAUGCUGUCCCCGGGCUCUGAGGAUGACGACGGUGAAGGUCCUAUCUGUGAGAAGCUGGGCCGGAUCCAGUUCUCGGUUGGCUACAGCUUCCAGGACUCCACCCUGACCGUCAAGAUUCUCAAGGGCCAGGAGCUCCCUGCCAAGGACUUCUCUGGGACCUCUGACCCCUUCGUCAAGCUCUACCUGCUGCCGGACAAGAAGCACAAGCUGGAGACCAAGGUGAAGAGGAAGAACCUCAACCCUCACUGGAACGAGACCUUCCUGUUCGAGGGUUUCCCGUAUGAGAAGGUGAGGGAGAGGACUCUGUACCUCCAGGUGUUGGACUUUGACCGGUUCAGUCGUAACGACCCCAUCGGGGAGGUAUCCAUCCCUCUCAACAAGCUCAGUGACCUGGGACACAUGCAGACCUUCUGGAAGGAGCUCAAACCCUGCAUGGAUGGAGCGGGGAGGCGAGGGGACCUGCUGGUGUCUCUGUGCUAUAACCCAACAGCCAACACCAUCACUGUGAACAUCAUCAAAGCACGCAAUCUCAAAGCCAUGGACAUAGGAGGAACAUCAGACCCCUAUGUGAAGCUGUGGCUGAUGCACAAGGACAAGCGUAUUGAGAAGAAGAAGACAGUGACCAUAAAGUGUUGUCUCAACCCCGUCUUCAAUGAGUCGUUCCCCUUCGAGGUUCCGGCCCACGUCCUCCGGGAGACCACCAUCAUCAUCACCGUUAUGGACAAGGACCGGCUCAGCCGCAAUGACGUCAUUGGCAAGAUCUACCUAUCUUGGAAGAGUGGUCCAGCGGAGGUGAAACACUGGAAGGACAUGAUGGGCCGGCCGCGUACUAAUGUGGCCCAAUGGCACGCUCUCAAGGCCUGAUCGUCCCGCCUACCCCCUCUUCAGUGACCCCACCACUCCCCCUAGUCUCCAACAUUAAGGCCCUCCCCCUCCCUCCGACGUCCAAUCCCCAUCCUUAUGCACAACACUGACUAGCUGCCAGGCUACGAAACACGGGUACAAUUAGCCAUCCGCUCACUUUACCUUUAAACCCCUCGGCUCUCUUCUUCUCCUCUCCUCCUCUGUUCUCUCUAUCUGUUCUGCUUCUCUCUAUAUUUCCUCCUGUUAUCUUUUUAUUCAACCCUGUCUCUCUCCUUCACUCUGUCAAUGGUCCCCCUGUUUCUGUUUGUCUGCCUCUGUGUGUGUGUGUGUGUGUGUGUGUGUGUGUGUGUGUGUGUGUGUGUGUGUGUGUGUGUGUGUGUGU
This is a messenger RNA of Oncorhynchus gorbuscha (pink salmon), 2050 nucleotides long. RefSeq names its product synaptotagmin-7-like. The transcript has 10 exons. Gene Ontology annotation, biological process: cellular response to calcium ion; regulation of calcium ion-dependent exocytosis; calcium-ion regulated exocytosis. Gene Ontology annotation, cellular component: synapse; membrane; axon. Lineage: Eukaryota; Metazoa; Chordata; Actinopteri; Salmoniformes; Salmonidae. Gene Ontology annotation, molecular function: calcium-dependent phospholipid binding; clathrin binding; calcium ion binding. Bases 19 to 1668 code for a protein of 549 amino acids. The record is from RefSeq and is a predicted model, not a curated record.